UGCAUCAGGCAAAGCCGUUGCGAAAAUAUCCCCGCUCUUCCAACUCACUCGGGCGAUACACCAAACAAGUCAGCUUUACCCUCUCGAAAUAGCACAAUAAUCGCGGCUAUCAACAAUUCUCCAGGCGCGCGAUUAACAUCGAUUUCGCAAAGACUUCCGUUCCCAAGCUUUAUGCGCACUUCAAUCCCCGCUGUCACGCAUCAAACCACCCUUCUGCACGUUCCUUGCCAAUUAACUACAAGCGCACUGUGUAAAACCAAGGAAACAUACAGGUUUUCUCUCACCGAUUCAAGCUUCACACAGCCCCCAUUCGCGAACGCUUUCUCAAAGCACAACUACGCCGCUCGGCAGCAAUUGCCAAUCUCCCAUUCCAUCCUCAUCCCAAGUCGAAACCCCAGUGAGGAUCUCGCCCGUGGCCCCAUCCAACCGUGCCACCUCAACCACCACCGCCACAAUUCAAUUCCCUCAUACCCGUGCUCUCGUUCGCUCCUACUCUGUCAUACUGGCCGAAAAUGGUUACGCGCCGCCUCGCUGAGAGGCCUAACCCACCCGGCCCAAUGACCGGCUCUGGAAAGCAGGUCAAGAUAUUUUUGGACCCCAAAAUACAAGCCACAGGGGAGCAAAGGUGUACCAGCCACAGGGUGCCACAAGGCUGGGGUCAGGAUGGUCAGUCUGUUUGGUUUGGAAUGGUUGGGCUGGGUUACAUCAACGGUGAUUGUAAAUGACUUGACUGCUUGCUCAUCCUUCGGCCUCAACUC
Periconia digitata is the source of this 758-nucleotide messenger RNA. The record is from the annotation of a GenBank genome assembly. Lineage: Eukaryota; Fungi; Ascomycota; Dothideomycetes; Pleosporales; Periconiaceae.